GCUCCAACACCUGGCGAGCCGAGCACCCUUGCGGAGCAACCAGUUUCGGGCCAAAACAUCCGCCAGAUCAUGCAAGCAAGACAUGGUGCAACACUUGCCAAGCAGUUUGGGGCUCAACGCAACUUGCAGACGUUGAGGUUCAAGCUUCUUGGCAUCCACAUGGUAACCGAGAUUCUCAGCAGGUGAAGGGGGAGAGGCAGAUGACCAGAUGACGAGAGCUGAAGUGACAGAUCAAGGAGGGCACUUUCUUUUGGACGAAGGAAAACGAAGGAAAAGGACGGCCCUGGGGUCCCCUGGGGUCUGGGGAGAAGAGCGUUGUUGGAGACAGGUUGUUCGAUCCUUCACAGGACUUUUGUUCGAUCCUUCGCUUUCAAUUGUGAGAUGCAACACGACCAGCGACCAGCGAUCUGGGACGAUCCAUCUACACGACCAGCUGGCGAGUGACUGCUAGAGUGACCUGCUGGUGUCUCUGGUGUUCACGGUGGUUCUCUUUUUUGUCAGGUUUUACUGGGCGACGAUGGAGUCGUGGAGUCCGUUUGGAGAGUUGGAGACCAGUUGCUGGGGCUAUCAUGAAGAAGCAGAUGGGCAAUCAGCGCUGCGACGGCGACCGCGGUGAGCGACCAGCUCGUGUUGUUGGCACUCCGAUCGACCGAUGCCGAGGGGUGCCUCGGGAUUGCAGCUCGAAGUCACAAAGCUGGACCAUCCCGAACUCGGUGACCCACAUGGGGAUCGUAUUUUCCUCGGUGAAUUCUGAAAGGCUUCAGAACUGCUCGUUGGCGAGCUUGAACUCACCCACAUUGGGGAUGCGGCCGAAAUCGGGAUUGCAGCUCUUUGGUGAGCUUGUCCAUCCCUGUACAUCCGUGGCCCAGAUUGGGGAGUAUGCCAUGCCUAUCCAGGGUCGCUCUUCGCCCCCUGGAUGUGGGACUCAGCCGUGGUUUUCGGGGCCGCGGCUUUCAUGUGUCCCGUGGUGAACCCGCAUGAAUCGAAAUCUGAAAACCCGAAAAGGGGUGCACUUUGGCAGGUCUCAAGUGUAUGCCCAGUAUACCUGGAUCUUCCAAGUAUGCAACAUGUCUGCCUUGCGGCUGAUCUUUGUGGAUGAAGAGGCAGACAUUUGCGUAGAAGAUCCAGAUAUACCAGCACCCUCCAACAGGUCUCCUCUUGUGACUUUUGCAGACUUCAAAGUCGCGGGUGGUGACCUGUUGGAGGGUCCUGGUUAUGAUAUAUAUAUAUAUAUUAUUGGAGGCAGCUUGAAACACACCACCGGGCAGACAUGAAACAUCAUGAAACGAACCCUCAAGCCUCAAGCCUUGAGCCCAUGUGGAUUGGUAUAGCAGCUGGCAUUCCCAUGGAGGUUCUAGAUUCUAGGUCGUUCAAAACCCAUUCUUCUAGGCCCUCAAGGUUUGAGGAGUGGGCUCAUCUGCCAGUUGCAGCUACUCCAGGAUGGUUGUAACAAUAGACCAGUUGCCAAUGGUGCACCCAUGUCUUUCUCGCAUCAACAGUGGGUUUCUCCAAAUUGUUUUGGUUACUCUAAGCAAAUCUGAGUUCUAGAUUGGGGAUUUGAAUCAUGUUUCAUCUCUUCCACAGCCGGGGUACCUAGCCCUGUCUGCGAUGCGUUCCCCCAAAACGAAGCAGCUCUUGGUGACACAGGGGCCCUCACCCCACCUCCACCGGCGCUUCACCGCGGACCGCGCCUGAUCGCGAGGAUUCCGGAUCGCUUGAUCCUGUCGUUGCCACGUUGCUCGAUCCGCGAGGGCCGAGCCUACGAGAUUCCCCGAGAGCUCCAGGAGUUGACGUCAGAACACCCAUGGAUGCAGGUGCACUGGUUGGAGGAAGAUUUUGGUCCAGGGACCAAACUCUUGGGAGUGAUUGAUUGGUUUCAGAAGUAUUUGGGGGACCCAGUGAAUGGCGACAUGCUGAUGCUGCUGGAUGACGACCAUGCUUAUUUGCCUCAUGCCAUCGACGAUCUCUGGCACAAGCAGAGCUCUUUGGGCACUGAAUACGUGAGCUCCUAUUUCGCGUACUUCUUCCGUGGAGUCAUGGUGCCCCAGGGCGCGGACAUCGUGGCGGUGCAGCCGAAGGAUCGUCUCUGGAUGGCGCAGCUGCAAAGCUUCCAUCGUCACUUCGUGGCGGAGCAUCCAGCGGCCUUUUUGGUGGAUGACCUGUGGGCGGCCAUCUUCUAUUUUGCCACGGGGAAGGAGGUGCGCUCCUUCCGCGACUCGGUGCUCCGCCGUGGCGUGGAGACCAUCUACACCAAGACCUCCAACGCCUCGGUGGAGGCCCUCAUGGACUUGGAGGGCGCCGCCCGGCGCGAUCGAGCCAUGUUGGCCUGCUUCGACCAUCUACUUCAAAGGCUCCUGGCAGUGCCACCUGGGAGCCCGAGCCUCGAGUGCAUCGGUGGCGCCCCUUCAGCGCUCCGCCUGCGGCGCCUCGCCGCUGAGGUGGCGCUGGCCGAGCGGCGCAUGGCCGAGCUCCACGCGGAGAGCGCGAGUGCGGAGCGGGCGCCGCGUGCCGCGGCGGAGCUGGCGAAGUUGAGGACCAGCGCGACCGCUUCCGACCUCCGAUGGCUCGGCAGGUCUCGGAGCCGCGGCACAGCCUUCAGAUGGAACGCGAGGUGCCACGGGAGCUGCCCUCAGAAGUGUCGGGCCCCUCCUACCAGGAGUUGCUGGCAGAGAACAGGCGCUUGCGGGACGAGAUGUCGGAGCUACGAUUGGAGCUGGAGAAGU
This is a messenger RNA of Durusdinium trenchii, 2723 nucleotides long. NCBI's taxonomy places the organism in Eukaryota, Dinophyceae, Suessiales, Symbiodiniaceae. The record is from the annotation of a GenBank genome assembly.